Messenger RNA from Orbilia oligospora ATCC 24927, 876 nucleotides. RefSeq lists its product as uncharacterized. The transcript has a single exon. Bases 1 to 876 code for a protein of 291 amino acids. Lineage: Eukaryota; Fungi; Ascomycota; Orbiliomycetes; Orbiliales; Orbiliaceae. The record is from RefSeq and is a predicted model, not a curated record.
AUGCCAACCGCAAAACAAACCAUUGAGUCCUCUCCUCAAUACCUCACUCUCACCUCCUUUACCAAUUUUCAAUCCACCGAACUCACAGCGUUGUCGUCUUUAACAUCUUCAAUAACCCCCACCACCCCAUCGACUACAAUAUCAACCUACCUCGAAACUCUCUGGAACUCCUUUCUUCUCCUCGUUUGCCAAACAGAAUGGUCUUCUUUAACUCAUACAAAACUCGCGAUUUUCGUCCAACGCCUACAAAACCAGCCUCCCCCACCUUCUCCUUUCGAUGAACAAAAUGAUAACACCCCGCUUCCCAAAUAUAACGACACAGAGUUCACCUGGUCCCAACUUCCAGAUCUGAACAUUUAUAUAAGAGACUGGUAUAACUUCUCACCUCCAUUUUCUCAAUCAUCGACACCACUACCCGGCCUCGUCUUCUCUAAAGACGAAUGGAUAAACUUAAACGCUUUCCUCGCAACCCUCACCAGAACUUCAUUAUCCGCAGAAAUUCCAAAAUCUCCAACAGAUUACUCCCUCUAUGCAAUCUGGUCUCUCCGCUGUCUCGAAGUUUCACCAGAAACACUUCAUACUCUUGAUCCGGCAGAUAUUCAGACAGCUGCUGUAUGGAUCGUUACCGCGAAAACUGAGAUUUAUAAAUUAUGUAAAGAAGGGAAGGAGUACGAGGGGAACCUAGCAAGAGGGGGGGAAGGUUUUAGUGAGAAAGGGUGGAAGGGAUUUAGUUUGGAGAGAUGGACUGUUUGGGAGGAUGCUUUCAAACGGCUCCUGGAGUUGGAGAACGAAAAAGAAGAUGUUGAGAUUGGUGUUAUUAGAUUGGUUAGGCAAGCCACAGUGGUUAUGAGAAUGGUCGGAGCGAGCAACCCUUAA